Messenger RNA from Brugia pahangi, 1443 nucleotides. Lineage: Eukaryota; Metazoa; Nematoda; Chromadorea; Rhabditida; Onchocercidae. The record is from the annotation of a GenBank genome assembly.
GUAAUAGCUCGAGCAGGAAAUCGUCCUCCGCCGAACCGAGCAGGCCAUUUUGAUGGUGGUAUACCUGUUGGCACUGGCCGUCAAAUAACUCAAGAGAUGUUUAUUCCUGGUGCAAAAUGUGGUCUCGUAAUUGGAAAAGGAGGAGAAACAAUCAAAAAUAUUCAGGAGCAAACUGGUGUUAAAAUGGUUAUGAUACAAGAAAACCAAGAAAGUGGAGGACAACCAAAACCUUUGCGUAUUACUGGUGAUCCUGAAAAAGUAGAGAAUGCUCGAAGAAUGGUUGAAGAAAUUUUGCAAUCGCGUGAAGACCAUCCGCCUGGACAUUUUGGUUUCCCUGGAUCAUUCGGAAUGAGCGGUGGACAGCGUUCGAUUGGCGAAGUAAUUGUUCCUCGUGCUUCGGUUGGAAUGAUUAUUGGAAAAGGUGGAGAGACGAUUAAGCGUCUUGCUGCUGAAUCAGGAGCUAAAAUCCAGUUUAAACCUGAUGAUGAUCAGACAGCGCAAGAACGAUGUGCUGUCAUUCAGGGCACUGCUGAACAGAUUGCAAAAGCGACGCAGUUCAUUUCCGAACUCGUCAAAAAGAGUGGUGCUGCAGGUGGUGCGGAGAUGUUCUACAUGCACGUUCCAUCGAACAAAACGGGAUUGGUAAUUGGUAAAGGAGGAGAAACUAUUAAACAGAUAUGUGCGGAAAGUGGAGCACAUGUUGAAUUAUCACGGGAUCCGCCGCCGAAUGCAUCCGAGAAAGUUUUUAUUAUAAAAGGAACACCUUAUCAAAUCCAUCAUGCACAACAUAUUAUUCGUAUCAAGGUUGGUGAUAUUGCUCCAGGAACGCCAGUACCACAGUUUCAUGGACAGGGUGGUCCAGGAGCUGGUGGUGAUGCAUUUGUAGUUGGACAUAACACUGUAUCAAGUGCUUCUCAAGGAUAUGGUAAUGGUAACGCACAAUUUGCUGGCGUUGGCAUUGGUGGCCAAGCAGGAGCGCAAUGGAACACCACUUUUGGUCAUCAGCAAAGUGAUCCCGGACAAGCUGCUUGGAAUCAGCAGUAUUACGGACAACAAGGACAACAGCAACCUGGUUAUCAGCAGGGGGCGUACGCUACCCAGUAUCAGCAACCAGCACAACUGCAACCACAACCAGCGCAGACAAGUGCAGCUCCAGCAGUAAAUCCGCAAACAGGUCAACCUGAUUAUAGUGCACAGUGGGCAGAAUAUUAUCGUAGCAUGGGUAUGCAUGAACAGGCAGCCGUUAUCGAAAAUCAGCUGAAGCAAAAUGCUGCUGCUGCUGCUGCUGCUGUUGCUGCGCAACAACCAGCUGUACAAGCAAGACCUCAACAACCGGGAUAUGGCGCUUAUGGUGCUCAGCCAAUUACAGCACAAAAUCAGUUCAGUUACGGAACACCGCAAGCACAGCCUCAGGGUGGUUAUCAAUUCCAACAACAAUAUUAA